This is a messenger RNA of Chanos chanos (milkfish), 756 nucleotides long. RefSeq names its product butyrophilin-like protein 2. The record is from RefSeq and is a predicted model, not a curated record. The transcript has 3 exons. Bases 1 to 756 code for a protein of 251 amino acids. Gene Ontology annotation, biological process: T cell receptor signaling pathway; regulation of cytokine production. Gene Ontology annotation, cellular component: external side of plasma membrane. Lineage: Eukaryota; Metazoa; Chordata; Actinopteri; Gonorynchiformes; Chanidae. Gene Ontology annotation, molecular function: signaling receptor binding.
AUGAAAACCACAGCAGUUUCUCUGAAAGUGUAUGCGCGAUCACAGUCUCCCCACAAGUCCUCUCCUUUCGAAUAUCACACCGACAAAGACGGCGGCUUUGCGGCAGUAUUUAUGGAGACUAAUCAGUUUCAGGUUGUUGGUCCAGCUGGUCCUCUUGUCGCUGUAGCUGGUGAAGACCUGGUUCUGCCCUGUUCUCUCAAACCCAGCAUCAGUGCUGUGGACAUGACAGUGAAGUGGAGCAGACCCCAUGGAUCAGAGACUCUAGUGCAUCUGUACACAGACCAUGAAGACAGAAAUGAGAGACAGAUUCAGUCCUUUAGAGGGAGAACAGCACUGUUUAAAGAGGAACUGCAGAAAGGCAACACUUCAUUAAAACUCUCCAGAGUGAGAGUCUCUGAUGAAGGACAAUAUAAAUGUUUGAUUGAUAAUAAAAGCUGGCAGGAUGAUGUGACUGUUGUAGUAAGAGUUGAAGCUGUAGGAACCCACCCAGUGAUCUCUAUGGAGGGCUAUGAUCACUCAGGAAGACUGAGUCUAUUGUGUGAAACUAAAGGUUGGAACCCUGAGCCUGAAGUUUUGUGGCUGGACAAUGAAGGAGACAGUCUCCCUGCUGAGAAUACAGAGACAGUCAGAGACACAGAGGGUUUCUGUGUGAAACAACGUGUUAUUGUACAGGACAGUAACACCAACAGAUUCUUCUGUAGAGUAAUAAUGAGAGAGCACAUGAAGGAGGCAGAGAUUUUCAUCUCAAGUAAGUAG